GGCGUUUCCAGACAGAAAGCUCUCUCUCUCUCUCUCUCCAUGGACGACGCGUCAUCGGAAGCCGCGUUUCCGGCGAGCCUGCCGAUUCCGAUCGAUCUGUUCGGGUCGAAGAAGCACAAGAACCUCCCUCGCGGCGAACUGGGUUUCGUCGAUUCCGCCGGCAAUCCCGUCUUCAGGGUCGUCCGUCGAUCCAGAUCGUCGUCGUUGUCGUCGUCGCCGCCGCCCCGUCACGACACGAAGUCGCUUCUUGAUGCCGCGGGCGAUCCCGUCUUCUCCGUCGUUCGCGGUCGCAAAGGAUUGUGGCAAAUCUUCAAAGUUGAUGAUGGCGAAGAGAAAGAGUUGAUAUGCAACGUGCAGAGAACUCGAAAGUCCCUCACCAGAACAGAGUUAGAGGUCCUUGUUAUUGGUGAAAGCUGCGGCAGCCUAGGCUCAUCUUUCACGAUGAGAGGCUUUCCGUUCCAGAAGUCUUGCACGAUCUAUCAAGGUGAUUCCAUAGUUGCCCAGACUAGCCUUAUGUACAAGCUUCACCAGAUUUAUGUGAAAAGGGGAAAAUUUCGAUUGACAAUAUAUCCCGGCUCUGUUGAUCAUGCCUUCAUCGUCACGCUUGUGGUUAUCUUUCUUUCUAGCGGGAUGUAGCAUGCCUGUUCCUUUUUAUGCAAACUGUUAAUGAAAGAUGCUUCUUUCUGGCAUACAAGAUGCCGUGCAGGGCAAGUUCAAUCCUUUGAAGCUCCUUGGAUCGGCAAUAUCAUUACCUACAACAUCUGAUAAGUCAGAUCACAUGCCCAACAUGAAGUAUUUGCUUGUUGCGGACUGAAUGAAUCAACUCAACAAAGGGGCCAUGGGAAAAUAGAGGAACCAAGAAUAGCUAUCGUGCUGACAACUCGAAUAGUUGAAGCUAUCUUCAAGAUGCUGCUGCGAAUUUACUUGCCCUGGUCUGUGGCUGCAGAUCUUGCAUAGGCCCCCGAAUUGGUGAUAAUUAACUUUGGAUGAUAAAUUGAGUCAUUCCACUAAAGUUGAUCCUUUGUUUAGCUUAAGUUGAGUAUGAUUUUUUGCAAACCGAACUUUCCCACCUCAUAUUUCUGUGUCCACAUUUCGUGGAAGCAAAUUCAUAUUGGAAAUCUGGAAUGUAGUUUUGGUGGUGAUUCUUCCGAUAUAUAGGUAGCAACUGUGUGUCGCAGAUUAAACUCUCUAAGAGAGAAUCUUUAGCUCUUUAUGAAAUGAGCGAAUGAGUCGUUUUAUUUCAAA
Molecule: messenger RNA, 1245 nt
Organism: Syzygium oleosum
Lineage: Eukaryota; Viridiplantae; Streptophyta; Magnoliopsida; Myrtales; Myrtaceae
Product: protein LURP-one-related 7
Exons: 4
Coding region: 40-636 (198 amino acids)
Source: RefSeq, a predicted model, not a curated record